UUUUAAAAUAAAAAAAUGCAUUAUUGUAAUAUUUAUCAACACCUCAACAUUGAUGUUAGCGUACUAUAAAUAGGUGCUCUUGGUGCUCUACUAUCAUCACAUCAAUCUUCCAGCAUAAACCUUGAGCUUAAUCUUUCUACUAAAUUUCAGCAAUAACUUCCUAAAGAUCAUGGGUGCCCAGAGCCAUUCACUCGAGAUCACUUCUUCCGUCUCAGCAGAGAAAAUAUUCAGCGGCAUCGUCCUUGAUGUUGAUACUGUUAUCCCCAAGGCUGCCCCCGGAGCUUACAAGAGUGUUGAUGUCAAAGGAGACGGUGGAGCUGGAACCAUCAGAACUAUCACCCUUCCCGAAGGUAGCCCAAUCACCACAAUGACUGUUAGAACUGAUGCAGUGAACAAGGAGGCCUUGACAUACGAUUCCACAGUCAUUGAUGGAGACAUCCUUCUAGGAUUCAUCGAAUCCAUUGAAACCCAUAUGGUCGUUGUGCCAACUGCUGACGGAGGUAGCAUUACUAAGACCACUGCCAUAUUCCACACCAAAGGCGAUGCCGUGGUUCCUGAGGAGAACAUCAAGUUUGCUGAUGAGCAGAACACUGCUCUUUUCAAGGCUAUUGAGGCCUACCUCAUUGCUAAUUAAGCUGAGCUCUCAACUUCGUAAUUUUAUGAGAGCGGAGGAAUUGCAACGUUUUCUUUUGUGUUUUGUUUUCGAGCAACUUCAUAAUUUACAGAGUGAGUGACAGUCAGUGACAGAAUUGCAACUUUCUCUUUGUACUUUGUUGUGACUUGUGAUGAAUAACUUCAUCUGGCUGGUAAUGUAUGCGAUCUUUUUAAAUAAUAUGCACUAUUAUUAAACCAAUAAUCAUAUUCAUUCUCAA
Messenger RNA from Daucus carota subsp. sativus, 872 nucleotides. RefSeq names its product major allergen Dau c 1. Bases 170 to 634 code for a protein of 154 amino acids. Gene Ontology annotation, cellular component: nucleus; cytoplasm. NCBI's taxonomy places the organism in Eukaryota, Viridiplantae, Streptophyta, Magnoliopsida, Apiales, Apiaceae. The transcript has 2 exons. The record is from RefSeq and is a predicted model, not a curated record. Gene Ontology annotation, molecular function: abscisic acid binding; protein phosphatase inhibitor activity; signaling receptor activity. Gene Ontology annotation, biological process: defense response; abscisic acid-activated signaling pathway.